AUGCCUUUCACGUCGCCCUAUUCGCCUUUCUUUACAUCCGGCCUUCUCAUUCAUGGCGCCCCGACAACGCCUGCCUCACUAGUCGGCACGCCUCCCCUCUCCGACGCCACAGGCUACUUUGGAACGGUACAUACAGCAAGCUCGCCGUCGGAUGUCGCUCUAGGUUCCUCUGACAUAUCAACGCGGCAAGGCUCGGAGACCGCAUCGCAGAUCGGGACUUCUACGCGAGUCUCACCACAUGAUGUUUCGGGACAAUCAACCCUAAUCUCCUGGGAUUGCUCUGCGCCCUCUGUCCAUCCCUCCCAUGAUACCCUCAGUACGCCAAAGUUUGGGCGGACGUCCGCGUCGCGCGCUGCAUCCCCCUCUACACGAGAGCGGAAACGGUCCGAUGCAUUGGCUGUCCUGGAAGGCGAUCGCUCGCGCGCGUCCGACAUCCUUGUCCCGAUAGCGACGCCAUCAGCCGCAAGCUCGGAGGAGCCGUAUCUUCUGCUCAGCGCUGAGACACCUGAAACUCCGUCGUCACCUAGACCGCCACCACAGGCCGAGGGAGCAGUCACCCAGCUCGACCUCAAGAUGGAUGGACUGAAGAUCACGCGACAGCCAUCUACGUCGACCGAGUCGUCGUUCAACGCUGUCGGCCGCGUGCAGUUGGUGCGGAAGCGCUCGAAGAGCGUGCCGCGCAAUCGUCUCAGACGGCGCGAUCGUCAGUUGCUUUCAGGGGACCGCGGGGAUCGUGAGGAGGGUGUUCUUGCCCAGGAAAGUCUUCGCCACCGCCAACACACAGCGAUCGUCCGGCCCGCGCAAACGAGCCUCAUCACACGACGCGCACGCUCAGCGUCCCCGUAUCGACUCGCGUUAUCCGGCGACUAUGUGCCGCUGUCUUUCAUGGAGAUGCAGACGCCAGAAACCGAAAAGGUGCCGCAGUAA
Molecule: messenger RNA, 927 nt
Organism: Schizophyllum commune H4-8
Lineage: Eukaryota; Fungi; Basidiomycota; Agaricomycetes; Agaricales; Schizophyllaceae
Exons: 2
Coding region: 1-927 (308 amino acids)
Source: RefSeq, a predicted model, not a curated record